Daphnia carinata is the source of this 4284-nucleotide messenger RNA. RefSeq lists its product as uncharacterized. The record is from RefSeq and is a predicted model, not a curated record. The coding region runs from base 1 to 4284 and encodes 1427 amino acids. The transcript has a single exon. Gene Ontology annotation, biological process: DNA integration. NCBI's taxonomy places the organism in Eukaryota, Metazoa, Arthropoda, Branchiopoda, Diplostraca, Daphniidae. Gene Ontology annotation, molecular function: nucleic acid binding.
AUGGCUAGAGUGCCUUGUAGAAAUUGCCACAGCCUGGAUCACAGUCCGGCGCUUUGUCUGUCAAGACAAAGACCGUCAACAAACAUCGCCCGGGCCCAAUCUCCUCAGCGGUCUUCAGGAAGAACGGUCACCAUCGACACCAACAUAAAUAUCGCCCAGACCGCCAACGGAUUGCCUACGUUCACGGCAUUCAUCAAGGGAGAACCCGGACACAAGAUCCCCGUUUUGGGUCUAAUUGACUCAGGAAGUCAAAGAUCGUUUAUCAAACGAAGAAUCGCGCACGGCGCUGCUAAGGAGAACGAAGAAAUAGAGGAGAUAAGGAUCAAUACCUUUGGCUCUACGAAGGCGCAGAUUGAAAUAACCAAAUCGUACGACAUUUGGUUAAUCACUCAAACGGGUGAUGAAAUCAAACUUCGGACAACGGAGAUGGAGUUUUUGGCCAAGGCUACACCGAAGACACACUCCGCCAUUCGAGAGGUCUUGACACAGCGAGGAGAAAACCUCGCCGACGACCGCCGAGAUCACGACCAAGGUGACGGGGAAUUCGAGCUAGUGAUUGGCUGCGACUACUACUGGCACCUUCUCUCUCACGAAACCUUACAAGGAGCUGAUGACUCGGUGGCCUGUGCGAGCAAGCUAGGCUGGAUCAUCUUCGGUUCCCCGGGAGAGAACAGACAAACAACCGCACUUACCACUACGACGGACCCCAGUCGAGCGAUGGUCGACUUUAAGGAAUUUUGGACACUAGAACACAUGGGGGUUACACCCUCGGAGGCGGAAGACCCAAGUUUUCUUCAAACAUAUCAACAUUCUAUCAAAAGGGACAGCAGCGGGCGAUAUGAGGUUCUGUUUCCUUUCAAAGACAACCGAAGGGCGAUGGAAUCAAACAAAGGCAUCGCGCUAGCCCGACUCAACAGUCUACUAAAAAGGAUGAAAGGGGAAGACCGACGGUCAUACCACGAGAUCUUCCAACAGUACCUUGAGAAGGGAUACAUCGAAGAAGCUGACGGAAGUUAUACCGGUAUCUGUACCUACCUUCCGCACCGGCCCGUCAUCAAGCAAGAGGCCACAUCGACAAAAAUCCGGCCGGUGUUCGACGGCUCAGCGCACCUUCAUGGCCGGCCAAGCCUGAACGACCUGCUAGAAACAGGCCCGAACCUUAACCCCGAACUCUUAGCCGUGUUGCUAAGGUUCAGACGCCACAAGAUAUCAUGGAUGGCCGACAUAACGCAGGCUUUCCUGCAAAUCGGCAUACAAGAGGAUCACGGACAAAUCGUCCGAUUCUUAUGGGUCAGAAACCCCGACGAGGACCCAGUAAAACUAAUAGAGUACCGCUGGAAGCGGGUACCCUUCGGACUAUCCAGCAGCCCUUUCAUCUUAAGAGCAGUGAUCCUGAAAUGCCUGGACGACAGUGGAUCUGGGUACCCCGACCUUGUCAACCAGUUGCGGGAGCAAGUCUACGUGGACGACUGGUUGGGAGGAGCUGAUAGCGUACAGCAGGCGGCCCAACUCAUCACGCAGGCGAUACACCUGUUCAGCACCGCAAAAAUGGAAUUACGAAAGUCGAACACCAACUGCAAGGAGCUGAGCAAGGAACUAAGCAAUAUGGAGUUUCAGAACGAGCUUAUAAACGUGGGUCAGAAUCCCGGGGCAACUAUUAAAGCCCUCGGCGUAGCGUGGGACCCGUCGACCGAUACAUUUCAAUUCAACGCCCAGAAGAUCUUGGAGGAAGCCGGGAAGCUGGAUAACAGGCCCUCAAAACGCAAGCUCUUUAGUCUUGCCCUUAGAGUCUUCGACCCCAUGGGGCUGAUAUCUCCAGUGACCGUGAUCGCAAAAAUCAUCAUGCAGAAGAUAUGGGCUGAAAAAAUCGGGUGGGACGAUCCCGUUCCCGCCAAAAUUAUCCCCCACUGGGAGACUUUCAUCAAGGGCCUCGCCGAUCUCGCCGACACCAAAAUAGAACGCUGGAUCGGACCAGAGACCCAACGCCUGCACCUCUUUUGCGACGCCAGUGAUGACGCGUACAGCGUCGCGGCGUAUAUACAAAAUGGGGCACAAACCAGGCUCUUAUGCAGUAAAACUAGGAUCGCGCCAGAUCCCAAAAAAUCUGUGUCUACCCCUCGACUGGAGCUGCUGAGUAACUUACUCGCGGCUCGGCUAGGGAAAUACAUCGAAACCGCAUUAGCAACACCCUUUGAGAAGAUUUUGUGGACCGAUUCUUCGAUCGCCUACUGGUGGAUCAAAGGGGAAUCGGGACGCUGGAAACAGUUCGUGCACAACCGGGUCUCGGAGAUCAGGGAGACCAUAGAAGCCGAAAACGUGAGGCAUUGCCCGGGCACCCAGAACCCUGCGGACAUCGCCUCAAGAGGAGCGGCCGUUAACGCAUUAAACAAGACCAUAGGAUGGUGGUUCGGGCCCCAGUGGCUGACCGACUGCAGCCGAUGGCCGACAGGUCCAAAUUCGCCAGACCCAGACCGAAUUAAGGAUAUCCACAAAGAAGAAAAACCCAAAGAGGUCACAGUAAGCACGGCCACAACGGAAAAUCGAUGGUACGAGAACCACAGUCGCCUACGAUCAAUUACGCGGAUCUGGGCGACCGUCCGCCGAGCAAUAACUCGGUUCCGAGGAAAGGAAAGCCCGGUCUCGACGACAGCCAAGGUGGCUUUUGGUCAGGCAUUUCCCAUGUUAACAGUGGACGAGGUAGAGAUCGUCGAACUGGACCUGUGGCGAGAAACUCAACGGGACACGUUCGCCGAAGUAAGGAAGGCGCUAAGAAAAAACUUGGCCCCGCGACACGAGAAACUGAGAAAACUGGGGCUCGUAUGGGACGACAAGGCCAGGUUAAUAAGAUGUGUUGGUCGCCAUCAGAAUUGGCUCCAAUACAACCACAAACCAGCAGUGAUACUCCUCCCCGAAGAUCAUUUUUUAACCAAGAAGUUAGUAGAACAAACACACGAACGACUCCAACACACGGGAGUAAAUACAACGAUGCUGGAAAUAAGAAGAUCCUUCUGGAUUCCAAGAUUGAGACAGACCGUCAAAAAGGAGUUACGACGGUGCGUUCGAUGCCAAAGGUUAGACGCAAGGGCGUUCAACGAGAUCCCGGGCCCGCUACCGCUUGACCGCCUGCAGAUGUCCAAUCCCUUCGAAGUAACAGGAGUGGAUUUCGCGGGCCCCUUCCCCCUCACGGGCCCCGCCGUCAACCACGAAGAAAAAGGAUAUAUCUGUCUAUUCACUUGUGCAGUGACGCGAGCAGUCCACCUGGAGCUCACCACAGGGCAGGACACGACGACUUUCAUCAACGCGAUAAGAAGAUUCUUCGCGAGACGGGAAGUGCCCAAAGUGAUGUAUUCGGACAACGCCCGCACAUUCACUCAAGCAGCCCGGUAUCUACGAGCAUCCUACCGGAGUGAGCGCGUAUAUAACACGCUGUUGGAUCUUAAGGUAAAAUGGCGUUUUUCCCCAAGCCUCGCACCCUGGUGGGGCGGGUUCUGGGAAAUAAUGGUCCAAACCGUGAAGAAAUUGAUAUAUAAAACGUUCGGCAACGAGCGGUUAUCGUAUGACGUGUUUCAAACCGUGCUAACGGAGAUUGAAAACACCAUCAACCUUAGACCGUUGACGUAUGUCUCAGACGACGACGACGAGCCAUUGACGCCGAAACAAUUAAUAUCCGGACAUCGCCAGAAACAGAAACACCCCGUCGACGAAGAAGAAAGGGAAUACUCGACCCGCACAGCAAUCACACAACGGGAACUAAAACGGCGGAAGCUCCUAGGCAUUUGGUGGGAGAACUUCUACAAGGAGUACGUAGCAGAUUUAGAAAAGUUCCAUUGUCCAUCGCCCAGAAGUACGAAGUCAGUGGAAGUCGGGCAGGUGGUCCUGAUUCACGACGACCACUGCAAACGGUCUAAAUGGAAAACCGGCAGGGUAGCGAAAAUCUACCCAAGCUCAGACGGCAAGAUUCGACGAGUGGCGGUGUUGAUCGCAAAUAAAAGUACCGGAGUCGGAUCGACCCCGAUCUACCGGGACAUGAAAACACUGUUCCCGUUAGAACUACAUGCAGGGCAAAUCGACAACGAUCCUUCCAAUAUAGACCCAUUUCCCUCGGAUCAAAACCCGAUAUCGGAAUCUGAGUCGGACUCUGAUUUGGACAGCGGUCCAACGGGGGGAGUGUCAGAAAUUCUGACGGCCAACUCACAGACUACGGGCCAGGACGGGACUUGGAGUAGGAACUCAAACCCGGACGACGGGGGGCACCAAGACCUCAGGCGGAAGAAACCAGUUUAG